Molecule: messenger RNA, 731 nt
Organism: Hyaena hyaena (striped hyena)
Lineage: Eukaryota; Metazoa; Chordata; Mammalia; Carnivora; Hyaenidae
Gene: SMIM4
Product: small integral membrane protein 4
Exons: 2
Coding region: 286-528 (80 amino acids)
Source: RefSeq, a predicted model, not a curated record
UAGGCGCCUGCGCCAGCUCCCUCAGGCUGGGCUCGACCUCAAGGAGCACGCGCACUCUGCCGCAUUCGGAUUGGCGGGUCCUCGCUCUCCAGCACACUCUGAUUGGUGGAGCCGCCCAGUCUCCAUGUCAGGGUGUCCGACCUCAGCUCCUACAGCUCUCCACCUGCCUGGAGGUGGCGCACGCCGGCCGCGGGACUCGGCUUCCGCUGGGCGCUCCAGUCCAGGAGCUGGGGCAACUCUUGUCGCUCCUGGUUCCGCUGUUCCCGUCCACGACCUGGGUCGGGCAUGUUUUCCAGGGCCAAGGUGAAGCGGAUCCUGCAGCGGGUUCCCGGGAAGCAGCGAUUUGGCGUUUACAGGUUCCUGCCCUUCUUUUUUGUCCUGGGAGGAACAAUGGAGUGGAUCAUGAUUAAACUGCGCGUGGGCCAGGAGACCUUCUAUGAUGUCUACCGUAGAAAAGCCUCGGAACGGCAGCACCAGAGGCGGCUAGAAGGCGCUUCGGAAAUGGAACUUCAGCCAUCAGUAAAGUGAACGUGAAAUUUUACUACUGGUUUCAAUUCCUUUGAAAAUGUACUUGUUCUCUUGUUCUUACUAGAACUGCCUUUCCAAAGAAUUUUUAUAGUUUUCCUGUCUCUGCUUGAAUACUUCCCAAGUCACUGUUGGAUGGCACUUGCAGAAAAAAAACUAUUUCCUCCUGAAACACUAUUGCCCAUUAAAUCCAUUCCAUGAAAAUA